Messenger RNA from Opisthorchis viverrini, 836 nucleotides. RefSeq lists its product as hypothetical. NCBI's taxonomy places the organism in Eukaryota, Metazoa, Platyhelminthes, Trematoda, Opisthorchiida, Opisthorchiidae. Gene Ontology annotation, molecular function: calcium ion binding. The transcript has 4 exons. The record is from RefSeq and is a predicted model, not a curated record. The coding region runs from base 252 to 770 and encodes 172 amino acids.
GACGAAUCGAUCUGAACAGGAAUUCCAUCUGGUGAUGAGACGCGCAAUGAAAGUGUAUGAUGCGUUUAGGUGAUUAACAGGAUAACACCUAGUCGUGAAACGAAACGGUACAUCACACACACUUAUGCUCUACUCGUUUUUUUAACAUCUGGUUCGGGGAAUGUUAGCUAAAUCGAUAAAACUAAAGGUUACUUAUACGUGUAGCUUGGUUGGAGCUUCACAGUUCUGUUGAAUUCACGACUUGCCGAACAAUGGAGCCCUUUUUAGAAGCCUUUUUUAGCAUUGACACAGACCACUCAGAAAGAAUAACCAUACGGGAGCUGCAAGACUAUGUGAAACGAAACAAUAUUGAUCAGUCAAUGGUUAAGCGUUGGCAAGUUUUAUUCGACGCCAACGACUCCGGAGUGAUUACACUGGACGAAUUUUGCAAGACGCUUGGAAUUCGUCCCUCUGAAGCCCGAGCUUACAACGCAAAUAUGGUUCGAGCCAGUCAUGGUCCUUCACUGCCACGCGAGGUUGACGUUAUUACUGCAACUCUGCCUUUCGACCAACAGGUUGAUAUUGUCAAUGAAGUGAUGCGACUGACGCGCAAUGAACCGUUUGAUGAGAAUCUGAAUGUGAAAAUCCUACCUACGUCGGUUCCGAACAUUUGGGCGACGCUGAAAAACGAACGUAGAGAUAAUCUUGGACAUAUGUGCUUAUCAGCAGUGGCAGUCUGUUGGAAAUCCUGCCUCGUUUUGGAUUCCCUUGAAACAUACACCUAUAUUUGAGGCCAUAUAUGACAUAACAGCUUGAAGUAAGGUUACCGUGGAAAUAUAGCUAAUGUUCAAAGUCGC